UGCACUAAUGCAACUUAAUGCAACAGCAUUUAACAGCCACUCAGACCUCUUGGACACUACAAUCAUAAUCAACUACCAAGAGAAGCACCACAAGCGUUGAAACAACAGAAGCAUGAAUUUGGAGGUGGCCAAACCCGAAGGAAAGACUGGCAACAAAGCUCCCCUCAGAGCCACGGCCCCCGGCUCCCCACGCAAGUCUGCACCCAAGUUCAAACAGAGGAACACGCGGCAGUUCAAGAGCAAGCCUCCCAAAAGAGGAGUGAUUGGCUUUGGAGAGGAGAUCCCAGGAAUGGAAGGUCUUGGAACUGACAUCACUGUAAUCUGCCCAUGGGAGGCAUACAGCCAUCUAGAGCUACAUGAGCUUGCCCAGUAUGGCAUCAUCUGAUCAUCUCCGCUGUGAAGUUGUUUUAAAUAAAUGUGGCAAAUUUUGAAUUUCAGUAUUUAGUUUCAAUAAUCUGGAUCAUUAAUACUGGCUGAAAAGGUGUCUUUAUACGUCUGCAUGCUGUGAAUGCUGUUCUUUUUUCUUAUAUAUUUUAUAUUGUAAACCUAAUUUUAUAAUGAUCUCAAGCUGCCAUGUUCACAAAACGUGUAUCUCGAAUGUGUUCUCGUGUUAUUGCUUGAGUCUGUGGUUUUAGCUAGAACUCUGUUAGCUUGGUUUCUGCACAAUCGUCAGCACUGUCUUUAUCAUAUUUAAUCAAAG
Molecule: messenger RNA, 700 nt
Organism: Neolamprologus brichardi
Lineage: Eukaryota; Metazoa; Chordata; Actinopteri; Cichliformes; Cichlidae
Product: retinal cone rhodopsin-sensitive cGMP 3',5'-cyclic phosphodiesterase subunit gamma-like
Biological process (GO): positive regulation of G protein-coupled receptor signaling pathway; positive regulation of epidermal growth factor receptor signaling pathway; visual perception
Cellular component (GO): photoreceptor outer segment membrane
Molecular function (GO): 3',5'-cyclic-nucleotide phosphodiesterase activity; cGMP binding
Source: RefSeq, a predicted model, not a curated record